AUGGCUCGUGGUGGAGUUCACACUCGAAGCACAGCAAAUCAAGGAGUUGGAUCUGAAACUGCAAACAUGUUCUCUGUUCUUGAAUCUCAUGAUCGCCCACCUGGUGAUGAUCCUCGCAGUCCUUACUACAUUUCUAAUGGAGAUCAAUCUGUUGUUAGCCUUGUUCCAAAGAUCUUGACUGGAUGUGAAAAUUACAGCUCCUGGAGGCGAUCGAUGGUUGUUGCUCUUGCUGCAAGAAACAAGAUUAAGUUCGUUGAUGGUCGAUUACCUGCACCUGAAGGUGAUGAUGAAGCUUAUGAUGUCUGGUUUAGGUGCAACAUUUUGGUGAUCUCAUGGAUUCUGCAUGCCAUUUCUAGUGAAAUUGCAGACAGUGUGAUGUAUCUUGACAAUGCAGCUAGGAUUUGGUAUGAACUUCAGGAAAGAUAUCAUCAAAAGAAUGCACCUAGGGUGUUCGAGGCUAAACGAUCUAUGCAAGAUUUGGUUCAGGGAUCAAAUUAUGUCACUACAUACUUCACUCGACUAAAGUCUCUUUAG
Messenger RNA from Humulus lupulus (European hop), 534 nucleotides. RefSeq lists its product as uncharacterized. NCBI's taxonomy places the organism in Eukaryota, Viridiplantae, Streptophyta, Magnoliopsida, Rosales, Cannabaceae. The transcript has a single exon. Bases 1 to 534 code for a protein of 177 amino acids. The record is from RefSeq and is a predicted model, not a curated record.